This is a messenger RNA of Megalobrama amblycephala (Wuchang bream), 1929 nucleotides long. RefSeq names its product ephrin-A1a (gene efna1a). Gene Ontology annotation, biological process: axon guidance; ephrin receptor signaling pathway. Bases 1131 to 1721 code for a protein of 196 amino acids. Gene Ontology annotation, cellular component: plasma membrane. The transcript is spliced from 5 exons. Lineage: Eukaryota; Metazoa; Chordata; Actinopteri; Cypriniformes; Xenocyprididae. Gene Ontology annotation, molecular function: ephrin receptor binding. The record is from RefSeq and is a predicted model, not a curated record.
UGUAUUAUUUGGUUUGAUUUUGAUAUUUUCUGGUUCUAUCUAUCAUUUUUAGACUUAGAUUUUUUAUCAUUAUAGAUAAUAAAGCAUAGUAACUUACAAGAUUAAAAACUGAGACAAAGAGAACAUGUUUAAUAUCCCAGCUGCCUCUCUUUUUUAAAACUUAAGACCAUUAUCAAGCCUCUUUUGAAGCCUGAUAACAAAAAAAGGACAAAGCAUAAAUGAUUUAAGUUCAUCUAUGGAUGCUCAAGAUGAAGUUGAGCUCAGUAUGUGUGAUGAAUGAUGCAAGAAUGAACGAAUGGCAUUACUGUAUGAAUAAAGGCAUUGAUGAAGCAACUGUAGCGUUUGAAAGGACACUGGCGCAGGGAGCACCCGCUGACCCCUGUAUUGAGACAGAGUCCAUCCCCCACUGCUUUCUCCCACCCUCCCCACUGACUCCCAGCCCCCAGGGUCUGAGGGGGGAGCAGCAUAAUUGCCCCCCUCUGGGACCACUUUAAUUCCAGUCUUUGUGUUUUAAUUGCCCCCCCUCCCGACCCCUUUUUGAUGAACACAUUGGGGCCAUACCACAAACAGAUUUUAAUCAGGGCUUUAACGGGGGGGGGGUGUGUGCUGCUGCACCAGAUGACUGCUCCCAAGCAUCUGGUGACAGCAUUUAAAGAAUGUGAGACAUGUAAAUUAUUAUUGGUGGUGAGGUGUGUUUGCUUCAUUCAUCACACAAAGAUGCAUCAGUAUGUGACUGCCGUACACGGCCACCAGAGAAUUGAAGUGUGUGUCUGGAAGUGCUAAGUUUGGCUUUAUGUGUAGCGAUGUGUGUGUGUGUGUGUGUUUGGAUCUGCAGUGAGUGAAAGCAGCAGGCCAAUUAAAAGGGCUGUAUGUGUGUGUAAGACUAGAAGGGGUCUGGAGCCAGAUCGUCUGUCCUAAGACCAAGGGGUCCCCCCCAUCAACAAACAAGAAAAAGAGAGAGCGAGAGAGACUCUGCAGACUUUGAUCAUUGAGCAGACGUGUGGAUGUUGUCACACACCGAGAGAAACACCCACUCCGGGAAAUAACGCUACUGCCGUUUACACCAGACAGGGAGGAAAGCUGAAAUUCUCCAGAAAUUAGGGGGAUCGCAGUUAGUGUCUGUGACGCUCAUGCAGGCCCUUGAGAGGUUCCGAAAGAACAACUAUGCGGUUGAGGUACGCCUGAAUGACUACCUAGACAUCGUGUGCCCUCACUACCCACUGGGCGAAGUGCCAUCACAGGACGCCGAGCGCUACGUGCUCUACAUGGUGGAACGUGAAGACUAUGACACUUGCCGCCCACAAUCUUACGACCAGAUGCGCUGGGAAUGCGGCCACCCUUUCGCCCCGCACGCACCCGAAAAGUUCUCCGAGAAGUUCCAGCGCUUCACUCCAUUCACUCUGGGAAAAGAGUUCCGACAGGGCGAGAGCUACUACUACAUCUCCAAACCACUGCACCACCACGGAGAGGAGUGUCUGAGACUCAGAGUAGACGUAGUUGCCAAUGAUGGCUCUCAAGAAGCCAGGGUUGGCACAGGAAGUGGAACUAAAGUGGUCACAGGGGGUGCUCACACACCCUCUAAUCGGUUACCAGCAGAUGAUCCUGUUGUGGCUCUUCCUGAAGUACAGAAAAGCACAAGGACAAACUCCGCCAUUUCAGGAGCAUCCUGGACUGUUCUCACAACCUUACUCCCACUUUUAUUAUUGUUGGUCUUACAGUGAGAUGGACACUGGACUAAAUUACACUUACAAAAGACUAUAUUGACGGCGGCCUGUGUUGAUGGAAGCACACAGAGGUAGCUCUUUACAUCCCAGUGCUGGCCAUUGGGAGAAGCGUACAGGAAGCGGAGCUCUUUCACACUGCUGGUGGCGGUGGAGAAGCGUAACUGGAAUGAAGAGGACUUUGAAAUUUCGGACACUUCUAAAGAAA